Molecule: messenger RNA, 3723 nt
Organism: Ochlerotatus camptorhynchus
Lineage: Eukaryota; Metazoa; Arthropoda; Insecta; Diptera; Culicidae
Gene: Gbs-76A
Product: Glycogen binding subunit 76A
Exons: 4
Coding region: 785-2962 (725 amino acids)
Biological process (GO): regulation of glycogen biosynthetic process
Cellular component (GO): protein phosphatase type 1 complex
Molecular function (GO): protein phosphatase 1 binding; glycogen binding
Source: RefSeq, a predicted model, not a curated record
UACCGCUGCUAUUCACGAGAGAAAGAGACUCGCGUAGUAAACCGCCAGACAAUUCAACGACCUUGUUACGUCCUUCUCUUGACACUUGGACACUAGCGUUGCUGCAGAAGAGAAAAAUUUCUUCGCCGAACGACGUCGGGAUCGGAAGCGCGUCCGAGUUCUGGAAGAUCCACUAGAUCUGGUUUUAUUGGUACAGAUUCAGGAGGUCAGAGUCACUCCUGGAAGGGUUCGGAAGACGGGUUUUGUGUGGUCGCGAGUAUCAUAUAUUCUAUGUGGAUUGGAUUCGAGGGGUGUUGUACUUGUUCGCAGAAGUGUUACACCUACGUUUGCAGGGCACAAGUGUUUAUCGAUACGCGUAAAGUCUGUGACCGACAUAAUUACUAGCAAUUGGUUACGGUUGUCACGAGUGUGUGUGUUUCUGUGAGCCAAAUGGGGAGGAUUUGAGGAAUUCUUUUUAUACGAGUGUUAGAAUUUUUACAUUAAUCCUCCGUUAAGUGAUAAAUGCUAUCAGAAUCUUCAAAUUUUCUCUCAAUCUCGCACAGAUUCGACCGUCAAGGAAGAAUAAAUAACAUCGAAGUAAAGCAAGCCAUUCGGACACACAAAACUGGGUGAGAGCAUAAUCGACACACGGCAAAGAAGUUGCGUUCCCGAAAAGUGAGCAAAGAAAACUGCACAAGCAUAUGAAUACAUCGAUAGGCCGACAUCAUUUAUUGAAACAUAAAAUCGAAUCAUUGAGCCACGAAUCAAUUAAGUAAAAACAAAAACUCAAAUCGACCGAGCAAAAAUGCGAAGCCCUAGCCUCGAUGCCCACAACGCCUCCGCCACCGACGACGAUCCUUCUAGAUCCAUUGAUCCAGACUGCAACCCUUACCGGAAGCCCACCGAGCCCCAAAAUCAACUGCAACAGUCCUCGCUGACCGUCGCUAGCCAUCUGUUCGGUGCCUGGGUGCACAGUACCGUCAUCACAGUGACUGCAAUUCUAAUCGGAUUAUUUAUUGAGCUACGAAACUGUGUAGCUUCCAUGAGUACCCCGGGCGAUCCGUCGGCAUCCGGUGGAGGACCUGACAGGCCGUGUGGAAUCACAUCACUGCUACCGAUUGGCAUGUCGUGUCGUGGGCGUGCCGAAGCCUUUGCCCGUAGUCUACAGUCGCGCCUGCGAACACUCGGCACACAGGGAAAUGCGGACGAGGGCGCCCAGAUCAUUGAUCAUCCACACGAGAACGAUAACACAUGGAUAUCACAAGACGAAGCGGCGGCAGUGACUCGGUUGCAACCGCUACCAAUGGUGGCCAACGAGGCCGAUGCGUUCUUCGACUUUGGGCUGGAGAACGAGAGUCCCGGUUCGCCGAUUGAAGAGUGUGAAUACACUCGGCUAAUCGAGACGGCGACAGUGACGCCAGCCGAGGUUGCACCAGAAUCCGGCUAUGUGUGCGCAUCGCCCUGCUCGACGCCCCAGGUCAGCCAGGAAAAUAGUCCAUCGAGCCAGAGCUCGUCGGACUGCCAGUUCUUCGAUCCGGAGAGCUCAGAUCAAGAACAGAAAUCGAUAAGUGGCUGUGAUUACUACGACUGUACUACCUCGGAUCCAUCGUCGGCGUCCAACAGGACGGCGGCGCUGACUACGACAGCAUCACAUACAUCUACCUCAGCAGCAGGGGGUGAAAAAGGAGUCGGAACUGCGACAGUAACAGCGACGGCAUCGAGACAAACGAGACGCAAGUCCCAGAACGGUCACCUGCCCAGUGGCCUAAGGGUGGAGGUAACGAACGCCGACAGCGAUAGCUGCUCAGAAUCCCUACCACCUUCCCAGUCUACCGAAUCGCGUUCGCGCGAUUCUACCUACACGGGACUGAGUUCGAACAAUUCGAACAGUACUCUACAGGACGUCACUAUGGAGGGAGAAGAGGUGGACGAGGAGAAACCGGAAGUACCCGAAAGCAGUAGUGAGCUGCGGCAGCCUACACAGGACGAAACAGAUCAUGGGAAAGUAUUAUCGAACGGGCAUGCAAUUAUGCCAAAGGGGACAAUAACACGCCAAGAGGAAGUUUGCGAAAUCGACGUCGACGUACUGCAGUUCAUCAAUGGAGAUGCUGAGGACGAACCUGAAGAGGAGGCACAUAGUCCAAUAGUCGAGAUGACCGAAGUGGAGAAGAAACUACAAGACUGUAGUGUUGAUCAAGAGUCAGAAGAGAAGCAUGAUCACAAGCGGGAAGGAAUUUCCUCCGGCGAUGAGGACGAAGACUUCGUUAGGCCUCAGCGAAUUCGAAGAUGUUCGUCACUGAAAACGGGCAAGACUCCACCGGGUACGCCUGGACGGAAAAAGUUUGUUCGAUUCGCAGAUGUUCUCGGUCUGGAUUUGGCCGACGUGAAAACAUUCGUCGACGAAGUCCCUAAAAUACCAAAACAGGCCUACGAGGAUCUGGACUUUUGCCUGGAACCUCCGGCUAUUCAGGAAAUCAGUUUGGGUCCAAAAGCAGAUCGAGUGCUGGUGCCGUUGUUCCAGCAACCAGGUGCUCUCCCAUGCUUUCUGGAUAGGGUCCGUGAGAAGCAGGUCAAUCUGGAAAAUGCUGCUGUCACUGAUCCAGUGAACCUGACCAUCACCGGAACGGUUCGUGUUCGGAACCUCGACUUCCACAAGUCGGUCUACGUGCGCUACAGCACCGACAACUGGCGCAGUUUCUCGGACCUGCAGGCCUGUUACGUGGAAAACUCCUGUGAUGGCUUCUCCGAUAAGUUCACCUUCACCAUCCACGGCAACUCGGUUCAGAUAGGGCAGCGUAUUGAGAUGGCGAUACGCUUCCACAGUCGAGGCCAACAAUUCUGGGACAGUAACUACAGUACGAACUACGUUUUCCAAUGCUUGCCAAUCUCCCAGCCGAACCAUAUCGCCAACUUGACUGUCAAAUCGGCCAACCUGGAUGCACUACUCAGUCCAGAUGAAGCAUGGUGCAGAAGCUUCUACUAAAAAAGGGUCCUUCCGUAUCCUUCCUUAUAAACCCACCCGAAAAGAAAUUUUGAAACUAAAUCAAUAACGAAUAGCUGCAGCUAUAGAAGGCACGAUAAGAAAUUACAUGAUUUUGAUCGCCGUCUUGAUCCGUUCAGAAUGGACAUAGUUGGAUACUUUGGAAUAGCUUUACAUUUUACCCCAAUUGGACGCAACAAAAAGUUUUAGCGUGUAGUAUUACUGUUUUAAUUUUUAACGAACCCUUACAACGAACAUAUUUUCGAUCACUCCCUGCCCCCUCUCAUGAGAAAUCCUCUAAUGUUCCGCUUUCCUUGAGACGAUCAAGAUUGUUUUAGAAAUAUUGACGAGAGCUUCAUCAGAAACAAAAGUAUGAUCACUUUUAUCACUUUGAUCAAAUUUAGAGGACACGUGUUAGUCGACAGCAACAGCCCUUCUAUUAGGUAUCUAAAUUCAAAAAUAGAGAUCUGCGAGCAUUCUAAGAACGUUAUUGGUCAGUGAUGAACAAUUGUAGUUUUGAGAAGAAAAAAAUUGUAAUUUAGUUUAUUCAAAUCAUGACUAUUAGCUUAGACUUGUAAAUCAAUUGUAAAGCUGAUCAAAUAGCACCCUCUAAUACUUCAUAAUAGAGUCGUAUGCGUGUUGAAUACCAGUCUAUAUUAAUUAACUAUACAAACAACAAAACAAGAAUGUGAAGAGAUUAACAUGGAUUGGAGACGGACUAUGAACACUGUUAUGUUUCUGAUUUGUAUAUCAACAAAUGAAAA